UCACAUUUGUAUUCGUUCGGUAAUCUCGAACUGAACCGAAAAAAAAAAAAUUUAAUUUUAAAUAUAUAUUUGAAAUUUUAACAAUCGUCUGAUAUUUGGUUGAGGUUUAAUCUCGAGAAUCCAAAUAAACCCUAACUCAGACUCAAAUCACUCUCUCUCAGUCUCUGUCAACCUCACCUCACCUCAGUGACCUCACCGGCUCACACUCCUCGUCGUCUUCGACCUCACCCAUUGUCGACCUCACCUCACCUCGCUGGAGAAUCACUUGUUUUGGAACUGCCCCAUCGUGAGUUCGUACAUCACUACAUUGUUUCCAGAGGCUGCCCCUUUCGCUGCCGUGCUAAAAUUCGCUGCUAAGUAAUUCAAAAAUAUUGUGAUUUUAGGGUUUAGAUAUGGAUGUCGAGGUUGAUCACUAUAAGGUUCUCGGUUUACCUUCUGGCGAGGAAGGCGCCAAGCUUACACAGAAUGAUAUAAAAAAGGCAUAUAGAGCCAUGGCUUUGGUGUUGCACCCCGACAAGAGGCCCGAUGAUCCCGAUGCCCCGGCCAACUUCCAGAGUCUCAUGUCAUCCUAUGAGAUACUCAAGGAUGUGAAGGCCAGGAAAUUGUUUGAUGAUUUACUCAGAGUUAAGAGAGACCAGCAGCGCCGCCAUUUGGAACGCGAUGCCAAGCGACAAAGGAUGGUCUCUGAUCUUGAAGCAAGAGAACGAUCUGCCUUUGCUCCGGAUGCGGCUGCCAGAGAUAGAGCAGAAGAGGAGGGAAUCGCUAGGAAGCUUAAAGAAGAGAUUGAGAGAAUACGCAAAAAGCAUGCGGAGAAAGGGGCGGCAACUGCUUUUGCUCCUAACAGAGAGACUGGUGGAGUUGGCAAGGAAAAUGUGGGUGGUGCAAAGAUGGGGUUGGAUGAGGAGAAGAUGCUUAAAGUUUCAUGGGAAAAUGUUGGUGAAGGUUAUACGGCCGAGAGGUUGAGAGGUUUGUUCUCGGAGUUCGGCGCGGUUGAAGAUGUUGUCAUCAGGGGCAAGAAGAAGAGAGGUUCGGCUCUUGUUGUGAUGGCGACUAAAGAUGCAGCUGCUACUGCAACAGGAACUCUGUUAGGUGAUCUUUCUAAUCCAUUGCUGGUUAUACCUCUUAAACCAGUUUCAGUGACUGAUGCUCCCCCGGUUCAGAGGCCUGAGGAACCAGAUCGACUUAAUAACUUGGUUGGGGCUGGAUAUCAAUCAUUCGAAGAUUCUGUUUUGGAGAAACUCAAAAAGGCUGGGCAGAAGAAAAAAUAGUAUUGAUUAUCCCAAAAGCACUAUAAGGUUCUCGUCUCGCGAAUGGAGCAAAGGGAAAGCUUAUCAUUUCCCCUGUGAUUGGAGCAAAGGUUGCUCAAGGCCUUUGAAAACGGUUGUUUGGACCUGUAUCUCUGAACCAAAACCUAUUUGUGAAAACUUACAAAUAGGGAACUCUUACGUGCGAGCAGGCUAAUAUACUAUAAAAUUCUUGGAUUUGCAGGGAAGUCAUGGGUGUCCCUCAAGUCCCAAGAUUGUGCAAGAGAAGUGUAUUAACUAUUAACCAGUGUGCUGCUGUUGUACUGUUGCAUCACAUUAGUGACCGAGAGCUCAGGACUAGCGUUGAAGUUUGUGCUUGUAUACUACCAUUCUACAUUCUCAAGGUUAGGACGGAAUUGUUUUCAGUCUCCAUUAUGAAUUGGGUGGGGGGUUAAUAAUCGGAGAUAUGACGUUUCGAUUCACUUUAACAGAGUUUGAGGUUUCAUCUUGUGCUAUUUCACAAAUCAUUGUACACUUUGUAUUGUAUCAAUUCAUGGUUCACUUUGGUUUUCAUUUGUUU
Malus domestica (apple) is the source of this 1824-nucleotide messenger RNA. RefSeq lists its product as uncharacterized. NCBI's taxonomy places the organism in Eukaryota, Viridiplantae, Streptophyta, Magnoliopsida, Rosales, Rosaceae. Gene Ontology annotation, molecular function: RNA binding. The record is from RefSeq and is a predicted model, not a curated record.